This is a messenger RNA of Oryzias melastigma (Indian medaka), 1747 nucleotides long. It is a transcript of the gene rimoc1, whose product is annotated as linkage group 9 C5orf51 homolog. Bases 192 to 1025 code for a protein of 277 amino acids. Gene Ontology annotation, biological process: mitophagy. Lineage: Eukaryota; Metazoa; Chordata; Actinopteri; Beloniformes; Adrianichthyidae. The record is from RefSeq and is a predicted model, not a curated record. The transcript is spliced from 6 exons.
UAACCGCUUCGACGCCGCCACGCUGUCAUCGCUCUUUAAGGAGUGACCCAAAGCUUUUUGUUACCUUGAACUGUAUUUAAAAAUCACAAAUUCUACUGAAAUAAGGUCUUAACGUGUUUCAAACGGACUCAGGUUAUUUAAUAAUAGUAAUAGUAAUUUAUCCCCUGGUCACGUGACAGAUACUUUUAGUCAUGGCCGACGACUACAGGCGACAAGGUUUCGAGUUGGAGAGAAGAAUAUUCGAGUUAGACAUUAAGUGUUUGAGUCUCAGAUCCGAAAAGCCAGAUGAUGACUAUUUGCAGAACGCGUCAGCCAUACUAGAAAAGUUAAAAAGCUUUUACACUCAAGGAGGGGAGAGUAGCAACUUGUCCAAGCUGCUUCAAGAUUACACACAGGUGAUUCUUGACAUAACUUUUUUUGAAGAAAACAAGCUGGUCGACCAGGAAUUUCCUGAGGACACUUCACCUUUUAAAAUCCAGCAACUGCUGCAAGAUUUAACUGAGCCUGAGGUGUUGGUUGCAAAGCUAGCAUCAGGACAGGAGGUGCAGUCUGUGUUGGGAACCGAGCUGCUUGAGUGCCUCUACUGGAGAAGAGGAGCUCUGCUGUACAUGUACUGCUACACCCUUCAUCAAAGAAAACAGUGGAUCAAGAAAAAUAAAGAUGCAUUCCUUAAGUGUAUUCAGGAAGGUGUGCGCUACCUGAUGCGGAUGCUGCAAGUGAGGAACUCUGUGAAGCUCAAUGAUGGCGUGGUGCUCCACGACAGUGCUACAGCUAGUAUCCUAUCUGAAGGCAUCUUUUCAGACACACAUCUUUUAACUAUGAUGUACAUCGGGGAAAUGUGUUUCUGGGCAGUGAAGUACGAGGACUGCAGCUCUGACACUACAGACCGCAAAGAAGAUCACCUCCAGUUUCGGGACAUUGGUACACAGAUCCUCAACAAAUAUGUGCUUGCUUGUGAAGGCCCUUUGCAUGGUCAGGGCUGGAAUACAGAGAAUGCCAAGGAAAUCCUUAGUAUUUUACAGUGAGCUCUGUUGAAGUUGCCCUCAGGCUAAAAAUACAUAAAUAAAAAAAAAAGAUCAGUAUUUUAAUGUUAUGAAAUUUUGUUGGAAGUGAAGAGGGGUUGAAGAAGGACAUGUUUUUUGAUCUUUAGGUAGCUUAAUAUUAAGCCCAAAGGUCCUGCUUAAAGCAGAUAAGUGGGAGGCUAAAAAGUUUAAAGAGUAGAGAUAUAAAACAGGUUACAGGAGAGAGGCUGCUGAGCAACAGUUUGACUUGUUCUGCUGACACAGCAAGUGCUGUUGUUCCGAUUCAGACUGUUGCCUAGGCUGCGUGUUAUGCUCUAAGAAUGUGUUUAUAAUAACAAUAAUAUUAGUAUUAAGAGGACAUUAAUUUAAAACAAAAAAAGUAAUAUCUCAUAUGUUAUAUGUUUUAAAAGAAUUCACCUGGGAAUGACACACUGCACAACAGUGUUUUCUUUAAAGUUUUUGUGCCAUUCUUUUUUUUUUUUUUUUUGGUUAUGCUUUUAUGAUUUGAAAACGAAUACUCUGUGUAUAAAAACACAUGGAGCAAAAACGUGUAAAAAAAAUGACUGAUGUGUUCUUAACUGAUUUAAAUAUGUUCAGAUGUAAUUUUACCAGCUUUGUAUUGCAGCACUUCUAUUCCCAUCGAUAAUAAAUUCCAUUUUCCUUGUAUUCCACUUUCAUUACAGUGAUGUCGUAACUAUUAAAGAAUUUGUGUUGUUUGAACAAAA